Messenger RNA from Mercurialis annua (annual mercury), 1546 nucleotides. Its product is annotated as exonuclease V, chloroplastic. Lineage: Eukaryota; Viridiplantae; Streptophyta; Magnoliopsida; Malpighiales; Euphorbiaceae. The coding region runs from base 113 to 1306 and encodes 397 amino acids. The record is from RefSeq and is a predicted model, not a curated record. Gene Ontology annotation, molecular function: single-stranded DNA 5'-3' DNA exonuclease activity. The transcript has 7 exons. Gene Ontology annotation, cellular component: nucleus. Gene Ontology annotation, biological process: interstrand cross-link repair.
AAUAAUUUUCUUGUUCAUCUCUAAACGAACAACAACCUUGUAAGAACAUGCCUCUCCGAUCUUAACGGUCACUUUCUCCGCCACGAACUCGUCCACUCACCCACCACCAAAAAUGGCCGAGUCACCCUCUCAAGACGUUGCUACAAAUACCACUGUCCCGAUUGAGAUCGUGAGUGAAGAAGAAAUGGCUUUUCUCGAAGCAGCUUUAGCAGCAACUCGCUCUUCUUCUUGCAUCAUCCCUGCCAUUUUGUCUCCUUCUCGUUCCCUUUUGUUUCAAGAAAAUGCCAGGUCAAUCAGGACAAUCACUUCCCUGUCCAAAAGAAGGUUAAUUCAGUCUGAUAUUGAAGAUUUAGGUGAUUCCAAAAGCACCCAGAAGAAGAAUAGAGCGGCUGAUUCUUUUUAUCUCAAGUUCAGAAAGAAAAAUGGGCUGUCUGUAACUGAUAUUACUUCUACGGAAUGGUGUCAAAAACAAAUGGAGCUUGUACUCCAAUAUGGAAAAAAGAAAAUGACUAAACCUAUGAAAGCAGGCCAUGAUCGCCAUGUCAAAUUGGAAGAAGAGGUUGUUAAGAAAGUUAGAGUUAUUAUUAGUUCUGCAGAAGAUGCAUGGGCUUUGAAGUUUCUAAAUUUCAUAACUGGUGCCAAUCAAUUAUUGUUUGAAGGACUAACACGUGAGAUUCCAGUAGUGGGCUAUUUAGAAGGGGUGUGGAUUGUCGGAAUAAUUGAUGAGAUCCGAAUACCGGAAGGAGAAAAUAAAAAUCCAUUGCUAGUGGACACAAAAACUCGUAAGCGAGACACCCUUCCGGCUGAACCACAAAAAAGAAAUGGAAGGCUACAAUUAAUGUGCUAUAAGAAGUUGUGGGACAAUUUAGUUGCUGAUAAAUUUCCCUUCAAAAGUUUUUUCGAGUUCUUUUCCUUGGACCCGCACUAUGUGUUGUCUAAAGAAAUCAGAGAGAACACUGCUAAUGCAGGCAUCCCAGCAGAGACACUUGAUGAGAUAGUGAGGUACUUCAGAACUACAUGCAAAACGCUGCUUCCUGCAGACAAUGAGAUGUUAUUGAGAUACGAGUGGCAAAAUGAUUACUCUGUGAUUGGCGAAGAUCUAUUUGCAUAUGAUCCCGAUUGGCUCAAUAGUCAAAUUCAUGAAUGUCUUGAAUUCUGGUUGGGUGAACGAGAAGCCAGUUUCGUUCCGGAGGAAGAGAGAUGGAAAUGCCACCAUUGUCAAUAUGCUUCGAAGUGCCCUUUGAACGAUGUCUCUGCAACAUCAAGCUCUGCAGAAAGCAUUAGCCUGAUAAGCAGUCAGAGCUAGAAGAAUAAAAAAUAUUAAUUUCUAUUCUUAAAGGUUGUUCAAGUCAACCUACUCAACAUUUGUUGAGCACUUGAUAUGCAAAUGCAAGUUCCUGAUAAGAAGCUGCAUAGUUGCAUACAAGUUUCUUCUGUGUAUCAUGUAUAUAGCUGUUUUAACCAUAUUUAUUGCCAAUUUUGCUGUAAUAAUUUAUCAUUCAUUGUUGUAAAAUUGAUUUGUUAAAUAAAAUCAGUAUUUAUAUCA